AGAGACACUUCUACUACUCAUCCACUUCACCACCAUUGACAUGACAAACACACAACACAAGCUUCAUUCAUAGCUUUCCCGCGAAAUUCAAGAGAGUGAAAGAGAAAGAGGGUGUGCUUGUGCACGUUCGUUUUCCGUGGAAAUCUGUGUUAACUCGUUUUGGCGUUUUUGUUUAUUAUAUCUAUAUCUGCAAAAAAAUUAAAAAAAAUAUAAGCCAAUUUGAAUUAGUCAUGGUCAUGCUGGGAAAGGGAAAUGCUUGUCUCUUUCAGAGUCCAAAUGCGAGAUCUAAUUAUUGAAGUCUCCGUUCAAAGCUUCUUCUUCUUCUUCUCCUCUGUUCAAAUCUGCAGUUUUUCUUUAUUAUUAUUAUUAUUAUUAUUAUACCUUUUUCUUAGCUAUUCUCUUUGCCACUCCAAUAAUUUCUCUGGUGUGUUUUCAUUGUAGAUUUCACAUUGGUUGUUCACCACCCUGUGCAAAUUGCAGGCCAGGUUUUGCUGUGGAUUGUGUCUAUCGUUUGUUUUGUCUCAACCUGUGUCAUCAUUUUCUUCAUAAUAACUCUCCAAGUUCGUCUUUUAUUUUUAUUUUUUUUUUGAAAAAAAGAAAAUUCUCUCUCUCAAUUAUUAGUUAUUUUAUUUUAUUUUAUUACUAUUUGGGUUAGUUUUCUUUGUUGCUCAUUACUUAUUAAAUUACUGGGUUUUUGAGCUUCUUCUUGUGGGAGGAGAACCUUUCUGGGGUUUAGUAUCCGUUUCUUGCUUUAUUUUGUUAUUUAAGUUUUACUUGGUACUUGUGCUCAUGAGUUACCAAGUUUAGGAUUACUGUUUUGCACUUGAAUUUGAUGAGCUCCUUAGAAAGGUGUUCUAGUGAGAUGAGCCUUUCUUUGAGAUUUGGGGUUGGGAAAAAUUGCCAUUUUGACUUCUAGUUUUGGCAGUGGCAGUGAAGGGUUGCUCCUAGGAAGAGCAAUUUCUGUGUCUUGAUGAUGUUGUGUUAAAUUUUGUUUAUCAGUGGGAUAAAGGAUAGAGAAAUGAGUGGUGGAAGGAGGAGGAAGCUGCUUUUAAGCAAGAUCUACUCAUUUGCAUGCUGUAAGGCAUCUUUUGAGGGAGAUCAUCAUUAUUCACAGAUUGGAGGAAAAGGUUAUUCCAGAGUGGUGUUCUGCAAUGAGCCAUAUACUUUUGUUGAGGAUGGUGUUAAGAAUUUUGCAGACAAUUCUGUGAGAUCUACAAAAUACACUCUUGCCACUUUCUUUCCCAAAUCAUUGUUUGAACAGUUUAGGAGAGUGGCAAACUUCUAUUUUUUGGUCACUGGCAUCUUGGCCUUCACAAAACUUGCUCCAUACACUGCUGUCACUGCUAUCCUUCCACUGAUUAUUGUUAUUGGGGCCACCAUGGUGAAAGAAGGUAUUGAAGACUGGCACCGGAAAAAACAGGAUAUUGAGGUGAACAAUAGAAGAGUUAAAGUGCAUAAAGCUGAUGAUACUUUUGAAUAUACUGCAUGGAAGAAUCUGAGGGUGGGGAAUAUAGUGAAAGUUGAGAAGGAUGAGUUCUUCCCAGCUGACCUCCUGUUACUUUCAUCCAGUUAUGAGGAUGGAGUUUGCUAUGUUGAGACCAUGAACUUGGAUGGUGAGACAAAUUUAAAGUUAAAACAAGGGUUAGAGGUAACUUCUUCCUUACAGGAGGAUCUCAACUUCCUAAAGUUUAAAGCUACAGUCAAAUGUGAAGAUCCAAAUGCAAAUUUGUACUCAUUUGUUGGGAGCAUGGAGUUUGAAGAGAAAAAUUAUGCCCUUUCUCAUCAGCAACUUCUUCUCCGAGACUCUAAACUUCGUAAUACAGACUACAUUUUUGGAGCAGUCAUUUUCACUGGUCAUGACACUAAGGUUAUUCAAAAUUCUACUGACCCACCUUCAAAAAGAAGCAGAAUUGAGAAAAAGAUGGACAGAGUCAUCUAUUUCUUGUUUUGUAUUUUAUUCCUAAUGGCAUUUGUUGGAUCUAUUUUCUUUGGCAUUAUAACUAAAGAUGACUUUCAAAAUGGGUUGAUGAAAAGAUGGUAUUUAAGACCAGAUGGUUCUACUAUUUUCUUUGAUCCGAAUAGACCAGCUGCUGCUGCUUUAUUUCAUUGUUUGACAGCCUUAAUGUUAUAUGGGUUCUUUAUUCCCAUCUCUUUGUAUGUGUCAAUAGAAAUUGUUAAAGUCCUUCAGAGCAUUUUCAUCAAUCAAGAUAUCCAUAUGUACUACAAGGAAGCAGACAAACCAGCUCGAGCUCGUACUUCAAACUUGAAUGAGGAGCUUGGCCAAGUUGAUACAUUACUUUCUGAUAAGACUGGAACUUUGACCUGCAACUCAAUGGAGUUCAUUAAAUGUUCUAUUGCUGGGUUAGCUUAUGGCCAUGGCGCUACAGAGGUUGAGAAGGCCAUGGAUAGAAGAAAAGCUUCACCAUCAAUUUAUGAGCAUGAUAUUGAAUCAGAAGCAGAUAACAUUAGGGGUUUGCUCGAUAAAAGGGUACUCAUUAAAGGUUUUAACUUUGCUGACGAAAGAAUAACAAAUGGAAAUUGGGUUAAUGAGCCUCAUGCAGAUGUUAUCCAGAAGUUUUUUCGCCUAUUGGCAGUCUGUCAUACAGCCAUACCCGAAGUGGAUGAAGGCACAGGAAAUGUCUCAUAUGAGGCUGAAUCCCCAGAUGAAGCAGCAUUUGUGAUUGCAGCAAGAGAACUUGGUUUUGAAUUCUACAAAAGGGGUCAGACUAGUUUAUCGACAUAUGAGCUGGAUCCAGUUUCUCACAAGAAAGUUGAAAGGAAAUACAAGCUUCUCAAUGUUUUAGAAUUCAAUAGCUCAAGGAAGCGAAUGUCAGUGAUAGUGGAAGAUGAAGAAGGGAAAAUUUUGCUUUUCUGCAAAGGUGCAGACAGCACCAUGUUUGAAAGGCUUGCCAAGAAUAGGAGGGAGUUUGAAGAGAAAACCAUGGAGCAUGUGCAUGAGUAUGCUGAUGCGGGUCUGAGAACCCUUAUACUGGCCUAUCGUGAACUUGAUGCAGAAGAAUACAAGGAGUUUGAUAGUAAAUUCUCUAGGGCCAAGAAUGUAGUCAGUGCUGAUCAGGAUAUAAUGAUUGAGGAAGUAUCAGAUAAGAUUGAGAAGAACCUAAUUCUUCUUGGUGCCACUGCUGUAGAGGACAAGCUCCAAGAUGGGGUUCCUGAAUGCAUUGACAAGCUUGCCCAAGCAGGAAUUAAAAUUUGGGUUUUGACUGGGGAUAAAAUGGAGACUGCAAUCAAUAUUGGUUUUGCUUGUAGUUUGCUUAGACAAGGAAUGAAGCAGAUUGUAAUUCAUUUGGAUAGUCCAGAAAUUCAAGCACUAGAGAAGGAUGGAGACAAGAUGGCUAUUGCCAAGGCAUCAAUGCAAAGUGUCCACCUUCAGAUAUCUGAAGGUGCUGCACAACUCACUGCAUAUAGAGGGAGCUCUCAUCAGGCAUUUGCUCUGAUUAUUGAUGGAAAAUCACUUGUUUAUGCAUUAGAAGAUAAUAUGAAGAACUUGUUUCUGGAGCUUGCGAUUCGUUGUGCAUCUGUUAUUUGCUGUCGCUCAUCACCAAAGCAGAAGGCACUGGUCGCUAGAUUGGUCAAAUCUGGAGCUGGGAAAACAACAUUAGCUAUUGGUGAUGGAGCCAACGAUGUGGGAAUGCUUCAAGAAGCGGAUAUAGGGGUUGGUAUAAGUGGUGUUGAAGGAAUGCAGGCAGUUAUGUCUAGUGAUAUUGCAAUUGCACAAUUCAGGUAUUUGGAACGGUUACUUCUGGUGCAUGGACAUUGGUGUUACCGGAGGAUCUCAUCUAUGAUAUGCUAUUUUUUCUACAAGAAUAUCACAUUUGGUUUUACUCUAUUCUUAUAUGAGGUGUAUGCAUCGUUCUCUGGACAACCUGCAUACAAUGACUGGUUUUUGUCUCUCUAUAAUGUCUUUUUUUCAUCACUUCCUGUGAUUGCACUUGGAGUAUUUGAUCAGGAUGUAUCCGCUCGGUACUGCCUGAAGUUUCCUUUGUUACAUCAAGAAGGAGUACAGAAUGUUCUUUUCAGCUGGCAUCGAAUACUCAGUUGGAUGCUUAAUGGAUUUAUCAGUGCCAUAAUAAUUUUCUUCUUCUGCACAAAAGCGAUGGAGCUCCAGGCCUUCGAUGUGGAGGGGAGAACUGCUGGAAAGGAUAUACUGGGAGCAACAAUGUAUACUUGUGUAGUUUGGGUUGUAAACUUGCAAGUGGCACUAGCUAUAAGUUACUUCACCAUGAUCCAACAUUUUUUCAUCUGGGGUUCCAUUCUUUUCUGGUAUCUUUUUCUCCUGGUAUAUGGAGCAAUGCCUCCACACUUUUCUACAAAUGCUUACAAAGUCUUCGUUGAAGCUCUUGCUCCUUCCCCUUCCUAUUGGAUUGUUACAUUCUUUGUGGUGAUCUCAACCCUUAUACCAUACUUCUCAUACGCAGCAAUUCAGAUGCGGUUCUUUCCCAUGUAUCAUGAAAUAGUGCAAUGGAUAAGGUAUGAAGGGAAGAUUAAGGAUCCUGAGUUUUGUGCUAUGGUGCGGCUGAAAUCAUUGCAGCCAACAACUGUUGGUUCAACAGCACGCUUAGCUGCUAAGUCUCACCACGCUAGAGACAAAUGUUAACCGUAGAGCUGAGAUAUUUUGACAAAUUAACCGUCCAAGCUUUUAGUUUUGUGUAUGGCUUCCUGAAAAUCUGAUUUUUGUCUUUGCCUACGGUCAUGGAAUUGCUUGCUGGGUCCUCUAAACCAGAAGAAUGUUGUCUAAAUCCACUUCCAUGGUGAUUGCAUGGUGCAAGGACCAAUAUUUGGCACUGAUGCUGGAAAGAAAAAUACAACUGUAUAUCUGUUUCGGUCAGUUGGUGCUGCAAAGCAUUCAUUUACUCUUGUAUCAUAGUAGUUACUAGUUACUGUAUAGAGACGCAAUAAUUCUUUGUAGGAUUGGAUAGAGCUGCUUGGUGUUGUAGAAAAGAGUUAUACUAUUACUGAGAAGUUCUUUUUUUUUGUAAUCAUCUUAUAAAUCUUAAUAUAAGGAAUAACAUCAGCUUCAUACCUAUAGCUUGAACC
This is a messenger RNA of Glycine soja, 5055 nucleotides long. Its product is annotated as putative phospholipid-transporting ATPase 9. Gene Ontology annotation, biological process: phospholipid translocation. NCBI's taxonomy places the organism in Eukaryota, Viridiplantae, Streptophyta, Magnoliopsida, Fabales, Fabaceae. Bases 1019 to 4615 code for a protein of 1198 amino acids. The record is from RefSeq and is a predicted model, not a curated record. The transcript is spliced from 11 exons. Gene Ontology annotation, cellular component: plasma membrane. Gene Ontology annotation, molecular function: ATP binding; ATPase-coupled intramembrane lipid carrier activity; magnesium ion binding.